Schizophyllum commune H4-8 is the source of this 1205-nucleotide messenger RNA. RefSeq lists its product as uncharacterized. The coding region runs from base 155 to 985 and encodes 276 amino acids. Gene Ontology annotation, biological process: canonical NF-kappaB signal transduction. The transcript has 2 exons. The record is from RefSeq and is a predicted model, not a curated record. Lineage: Eukaryota; Fungi; Basidiomycota; Agaricomycetes; Agaricales; Schizophyllaceae.
CUCCGCAUUCGAUCGGUGUUUUACGCAGAACGGUCACCAGGAUGCCUGCGUGUUCUGCUCGGACUCUUGCCGGACUUUGAUUCUCUUUCUCUCCGUUCCCUUUCACGAAACCCCCACGGCCCUUCCACGACUUACUGACUAAACGUGCCCGACGAUGUACAACGUCAAGGCACCCCAGCGCCGCCCGCGCCGGCACCCUUACACGCGCAUGUCGCACGACAACCUACGCCUGGAUGGCUUCCCUCAGAUAAUCCCCACCCAUCAACCUAUCCCCCGUAAAACCUCUCUGGACGAGAACACCAUCCGUGCACCCAAGGCCACCGCGCCACAGCCCGCGCCAGAAUUCGACGAGGCGACGAUCAAGGCGCGUCCACCACUCGCGGCCAGGUUCCCCGUGCAGCCCGAGGCCGAGGACCUCACCGUCCGCCCCACACCCGCCCACCCGCGCGGCAACAUCGCGCUCUUCCGCGAGGUGCUCGACAAGGUCGCGCGCGAGGCGCGUGCCGAGGAGAAGGAGCGGCGGCGCGCGGAGGAGCUGCGGCGGCAAAGGGAGGCGGACGAGCUCAGGCGGAAAGAGGAGGCGCGCAAACGCAAGGUGGCCGCCCAGGACCAGUACCAUACUGCGUGGCACUUCAUCAUCGCGGGUCGUGUGCACCCGGGCUCACUGCGCGUCGGGUCGUUCCCGUGGCCGGUGCUGCAGGCUGUGCGGUCGGCGGAGGAUCUCCGGGUGGAGGAUGUGGAAGAGUUUCUGUUUCGCGACGAGGGGCUUACGAUGGGGCAGGAGAGGGACCGGCUGAGGCAGGAGAUUCUGCGUUGGCAUCCCGACAGAUUCAACACGAGGACUCUCUCCUACGUUCAUCCUUCUGAUCGUGCUCUUAUCCUCGAGGUGGCUGGUCGUGUCGCACGCAUCUUAAACGAACUGAAGUCUCGCAUGAACUGCCCAACUCCUUCACCUCCACACUCUCCAACAUCACAACGCACAUGAACAAAUGUAUCAUAGCGAAGGCUGCAACCUUACGAACAGCAGCAACCCGUGCAUACUGUCUCCCUUACUGAUGGAGGAACAUGAAACGGACCAAAGGACACUAUCUAUCGCUUUCGAGCUCUGCAGAGCGUGAUGAUACUUACUGGACAAUAACGUACCUGACCGCAAGCUUAAUGUACUACUGCUCCGUAUAUAAAACAAUCCUACUCGUCAAAACCCA